Molecule: messenger RNA, 433 nt
Organism: Astrephomene gubernaculifera
Lineage: Eukaryota; Viridiplantae; Chlorophyta; Chlorophyceae; Chlamydomonadales; Astrephomenaceae
Source: the annotation of a GenBank genome assembly
AGGUACUGGUGCGAGCCGCAGCUGCCCUGGCGGCGGAGGAGGGCUGUACGACAAGGGGACAGCGGCAGUGGUGGCAGUACGACAGAUGCCGUACAACCCCCGGUGGUUACCGGUCGGGGAGUGGUGGCCUGGAUUGACAAGUACGGCAGCGGGUAUGAACCGCUCAGCUGGCAGCCCCCCUCCCCCGCCCACCUCUCCGCCGCCUCCUCCCUGCUGCACUCCCAGCUGCUGGGGGCGGUGCGGCGCGUCAAGCAGGCGGCAGCAGGGGCGGCAGGAGGGUCGUCAGGCGGCAGCAGGGGCGGCCCCAGUGCCAGCAGCAGCAGCGGGAGCUGGGAUGCGGCCACCAAGCUGCUUGUGAGGGGGGAGCUGCUCAAGAUCAACGGCCUGCUAGUGGGCACGCUUUCCCUACUGAGGGACUUUGGGUUCGGAGGAG